Molecule: messenger RNA, 867 nt
Organism: Rhizophagus irregularis DAOM 181602=DAOM 197198
Lineage: Eukaryota; Fungi; Glomeromycota; Glomeromycetes; Glomerales; Glomeraceae
Source: RefSeq, a predicted model, not a curated record
AUGCAGUCAACUUCAGAUUUUCAACAACAACAACAAGAAAAAAUUUCUCAAAUACGUCAUCCUGGAAUUUUCGCAAACUUUAUAUAUAAAAUUGUAGAACUUGCUACCUAUACUUCCGCUUUUGCCACUAAUGCUAUUAAUAUAUUAAGUGAAAAUACGUUAAAUACUGGAGGUCAUUCAACAAGACGAAAUUAUGGUUACGAUGAUAUCGAUUAUGAUGAAAAUGUCUAUGAUCAUAAGGAAAAAGAUGUUUCUACUUGGGGUGAAAAUGUAGAAACUGUUGAAGAUGAAGAACUUCCUCCACCUUACGCAACAACAUUUGCAACUACCAAUACAACAACAACCGAAACUAAACUUUCACUUACAAUUGAUUAUCCAACUAUUCAAACUUCUCAAAAAAUUUCAACACCAACACACUCACCAACGAAUUCAACUUCACGAAGAAGAAAAUUCCGUGUUCGUCGUGGCCGUAGAAUUAUACGUCGCAAAUCAUCUUCCAUUGAUAUGAAUAUUAUUGAAAAUACGGAUACUCAUACUGAUAAUAAUGUCGAUCAUGAUGUUGAUAAUUUUAAUAUGGAUAGUCAUAUUGAUAAUAAUUUUGAUGAUGAUGUUGAUACUGAUAAUAAUGUCGAUGAUGAUGUAGAUAUUAUCUAUGAAAGACUUAAUUCCAAAAUAUCUGAUAUGAUAGCCGAAGGUGAAGCUGCUUUAAUCAGUAAGGUUGAAAUUACAGAAGUUGACAUGAUACUUGCUGAGGAAAAAGAAUACAAAGAACGAAUUAUGAAAGAAUUUGGAAUUCAAACUCCACUUCGUAGGCGAGCUCGUACAAAUUUUAAUGUCCACAAUUACAAUUACAAUUACAAUUUUUAA